Messenger RNA from Nicotiana tabacum (common tobacco), 1086 nucleotides. The record is from RefSeq and is a predicted model, not a curated record. NCBI's taxonomy places the organism in Eukaryota, Viridiplantae, Streptophyta, Magnoliopsida, Solanales, Solanaceae.
AAAACAACAAAUACUUGUCGACACCAAUUUGAACUACUCACCUGAACCCCAUCAUAGAUCAAAUCAAAGAUCAAAUUGUUAUUGUGUUCUCCAAAUCAAACCCCAUAAAAAAUACACAAAAUCUUGGCCCCCUCCAAAUAAAAUAAAUGUAAAAAGAGAACCCCAUUGAAGAACUGUAACAGAAUUCAAACUGUAAUUGGUACAGUGUUUUUGGUGUAAAACUAAAGGCAAAAUAGGAGGUUGUUUAUCAUCAGGAGGGAAAGGGGGCAGAGCCUCGGAACCACAAUCAGUUGUGGUUCAGAGGCUCUCGUCUCCUAUUCCAAUUCCAACAACUGCAGCUGUUUCAGCGACGUCGUUUAGGGAGAAUAGCUUUAGUGCUGCUGGUGAUGCAAAGAUGAAGGGGUUAUUCAAGUCUAAACCAAAGACUCCAGUUGACCUUGUUCGUCAGACUCGUGAUCUUCUUAUGUUCCUUGAGCGUGCUGCAGAUACUCGCGAGACCAAAAAAGAUGAAAAGAUGAUGGAGUUAAGCAAGUCAAUCCGGGAAUUAAAGAUUAUUCUUUACGGGAAUGGUGAAUCCGAGCCUCUCGCUGAGGCCUGCGCUCAGUUGACUCAAGAAUUCUUCAGAGAGAACACACUCCGGCUGAUAAUUACUUGUCUUCCCAAUUUGAAUUUAGAGACCCGCAAAGAUGCUACUCAAGUAGUAGCAAAUCUGCAGAGACAGCAGGUUCAGUCACGGCUGAUUGCUUGUGAUUACUUGGAAGCAAACAUUGAUUUGAUGGACAUAUUAAUAUUAGGUUAUGAGAAUACAGAUAUGGCUUUACAUUAUGGUGCAAUGCUGCGGGAGUGCAUUCGCCACCAGAGUGUUGCAAAAUAUGUCUUGGAGUCUCAGCAUAUGAAGAAGUUUUUCAAUUAUAUUCAGCUGCCAAAUUUUGACAUUGCUGCUGAUGCUGCUGCCACUUUUAAGGAACUCUUGACAAGGCACAAAUCAACAGUAGCUGAAUUUCUUUCAAAGAAUUAUGACUGGGUAAUGAAAGAGAAUUAUUUUGAGAAGUGUUUCUAUUGAACGUGUGCAGGCAAUUUUUUUUU